Perca fluviatilis (European perch) is the source of this 5355-nucleotide messenger RNA. It is a transcript of the gene cfap74, whose product is annotated as cilia and flagella associated protein 74. NCBI's taxonomy places the organism in Eukaryota, Metazoa, Chordata, Actinopteri, Perciformes, Percidae. The record is from RefSeq and is a predicted model, not a curated record. The transcript is spliced from 39 exons. Bases 183 to 5192 code for a protein of 1669 amino acids.
AGCAGCAGGUUUCAGUUGGAAGUCGAGACUCCUCACGGGGCUUCAAGGCCUCGCCCGUGCGUCCCGUCUCCUUGGAAACACUAACAAACAUGGCGGAUUAAUUUUUGUUGUGAGGAAAAAGAAAAAGUCAUUUUGAGAAGAUAUCUUGCCAAAAGAGGGGGCGCCUAGACAAGCAAGGUAAAAUGGACGUCGAAGACAGGAACAGUCCAUGUGACGUGGCGUCAGACAGGUGUGGAGAGCUGGGUGUCCACCUCAGCACUGAUGAUGAUGAGGACAAUGAGGAAGGUGGUCCAGGCCAGAUGACCUUUAAAGAUGAAGAGGCAGUCCUUUCUCCUGAUUUGAAGUGGUUAGAAGACUUGUAUGAAGAGGACGAUAGUGAUAUGGAUGGCAAUGGUGACCUUGCGGUUGCAGCCGUCAAUGGUAAGAAGAGGAGUUAUGCCGAGACAGCACGGAUGUUCAAGCUGAGACGAAACCUGGACCAGCUGGACUGCUUUCACCAACAGAAGGAGCAUGACGUGCUGAAAGCCAGAGAAGAGCUUAAACUCUGUCGUCAGAACGUCGAAAGUCUGGUGGAGCAAAGGGAUAAGUUGGAGAAAGACAUAGAGCGACAGAGAGCAGAAGACAACAGUGUGGCAGUGUUUCGUUUGCGAGCCCAGCAUAAGAAUCUGUGUCAAAAGUUGCAGAGUGAUGAGGAGCUGGAGGGCCACAUCAGCACUAGGCUGAAGCAACAAGAAAUGGAGCUGAGUGAGGUGGAGGUGGAGCUUGGCAGGUUCUCAUCACUCCGGCAGGAGGUGCAGGAGGAGGAGAGGGUCUUCCAGGUCCUUAAGAACCAGAAGGCAGCAACAAGGCUGCAGCAGGAGAGGAAAGCCAGCCAGAACCUGCAGCUCAAGAUGCAGCAUCUCAGGGUUAAACAGGCAGCCAUGCUGAGGAAAGAGGAGACUGAAUGUCAGAAGAAAAUCGAAGAAGGACAGGCGAGGCGCAAGAUAGCUGCCAAGUACUUGACAGAGACCAUUAAAAGGAUGCAUCAGCGAGAGGCUGAGAAGGAGCAAGAGAACAGGGAGUUACUGGAAAAGAGGAUACAGGCUGUCAAGUCACUGAAAUCUAACAUAGCAGCCACUCAAGAGAGCUUACGGGUCCAUCAAAGCAGAGCCAAAGCAAACACCCAGAGGAAAGAGCAGCGACAGAGACAACUGAGAGAAUCCCUUCAGGCCCAAGGAAUCAACAGUAUCAAGCAUAUGUACCAACAGAAACAACUAGAGGAGUUAAAACGAAAACAAGAGGAAUUCGAGGACAGGCAGAAGUUAAAGAGAGUGGAGAUUGUGGCAAAAAUCAUUCAGGAGGAACAGCUGGUAAAGAACAGAAAGAGGCACCAGGCACGGCUGCCUAAACCCACAACCACUGACAAGUUCCCAUCUCUGGGGAGAGCAAGAGAGAAGCUCCUGUCCUACCUGGAUCCCAGCCCCCCAUCAGCCACCGAGGAGAGUGCCACAAUUCAGUUAAGACAGUUCAGUGAUAGCAGCAGCUCAUCGUCAGCUUCCUCUGAUGUUGAGGACCUGGGGCAAACCGUGCACCAGGAAGUGGACGACCAGAGCCUUGCUGACAGCCUGGCUGAGCCUGAGUUCUCUGGGCUGUGGGACCAGAACUACAAGAUGCUUUUGAAUGAGAAAACAACAUUGGUGCAGACAGAAGUAAAGCAGGAAGAACCUGCAGUGGCCAGUGGAAAGCUCAGCAUUCCUCCUAAAAUGGUUCAUGGAAAGGAGCUGAAAGGGCCUCCAUUCAUCAGUAAACCAGAGGUCAUCCUGUUUAAGGACUUUGAAGUGGGGAAGAUGUAUAAGAAGAAAAUCGUCCUGACUAACAUCAGCUACAUCACCAACCACUGCAAGCUUCUUGGGGUCUCCACACAUCUGAAGGAUUUUAUCUCUAUCAACUUUGAGCCUCCUGGUUCUUUAUCUACUGGGAUGUCUUGUGACAUGCAGGCUGUUUUUCAACCUAUGAUAAACAAGGACCUGGAAGGAGAGGUCCAGUUUGCAUCAGCAGUGGGUCCCUUCUCUGUGCCCGUCAGAUGCACCAUAAAGAGAUGUGAUCUGGAGGUCGACAGCCAGUUCAUUGACUUUGGUUCGCACGUGGUGGGCCAGACUAUUUCAUGGACUAUCACCUUGACCAACAAGGGUGCACUGGCCACCCUCUUCAGCCUGGACACAUGUCUCAGUCCAGAAACUAGCCAUGUCCAGAUGGCAUCCCAGAGCUCUGCCAUCACCUGCCAGGAGACAAGUACAACAUCUGUCGACCAGAGCAGCUCCGUAUCCCUGGGCACGGGACAACUCCAACCAAAGCAAGAGAGUCAGGAGCUCUCUGAGGCCUUGCAGCAAGAGCACUCAGAGUCAGAGGCUUCAGCUACAGGUCCAGAACCGAUUCCUGAGACUUGCGUGUCCCCUGAUGUGGAUGCCCAAAUGGACCAGAGCCACUCAGACUACGAUGACAUAAGGCUAGGAAAUGUUAAAGAGGGGGAGAUCGGACCUUUUGAAAGCAUUCAACUGGAGGUUGUAUUCACUCCAACCAUUCCAGGAGAGGCCAAACUAGACUUCCACAUCAAAUUCUCUGACUUAACCAGCAAACCAAUACCCAUCCAGGUGAGGGGUGUAGCAGUCAGCGUCCCUGUAUGGGUGGUUCAGCCCAGCAUUGACCUGAAGAUCUGCAUGUUUGACCGCCUCUAUCAAGACAGUAUCAUGGUCCAAAGCAGAGCCAGCACAGCCUUGAAGCUGACCUUUGAGGUGUGCCCGGAAAUGAGGAAACACAUGGAGAUCCUUCCAAAGAUGGGCUUCAUCCAGCCUCAAUCAGGCUUUAAUGCCCAACUCAAGUUCCUGCCGAGAAGCUCCUUAUCCAAAGAUGCCAAGAAGCUUUUUGACAAAGAUACAGGAGUCCUGGAGGUUCCGUUGACGGUGCAAGUAGCAGGCCAGGUGAAGCCGGUUCAUUUCACAGUCCAAGCAGUUGUGACCUCCUCAGACCUGCAGUUUGAACCAACUGAGGUGGACUUUGGUAUCUGUUCCAUUUACCAGUUGGUCAAAAGCAGCGUUCGCCUUACCAACCUGUCCCUGCUGCCUCAGGACUUUGGCUUUUUGGGUGUUCCAGAGUUUAUUGAGGUCCAGCCUAAUGAUGGCUUUGGCACUCUACUCCCACAAGAGACCCUGGAGAUUGAUCUGAUUUUCAGUGCCAACAAGGCCAAAGAGUACAAUUUCCAGCUCAGCUGCAGAUCAGGAAUUAACAGAGAUUUCCUUCUGUCUUGCCGAGCAGUGGGUGUCCGCCCUCCACUGGAGCUCUCCCAUUCUCUGGUCCAGUUUGGGGCCACGGCAGUGGGAGACCACUCCACUGCCAUACUUUACUUGAUCAACCAUCAAAACAACCAUAAGCAGUCCAAACAACCAGUCCCUCCAGUGGUCAAGGGCGCCGUGGCUCCUGUAGCACCCAGGCUGUUCUCCUUCACCCUACCCAAGGAUUCAGACAUCAGCAUCACUCCUUCUGCGGGCGGCCUGCUGCCCGGGGAGAGAUGUCUUGUCCAAGUGACGUUCAGACCCAGACUGCUGGACCAGGACAUCAGAGAGGAGGCGCUGCGUCUCCUCCACCGAGCCAAGAUGCUCCGUGAGAAGGAGUUGGAGAGGAACAGACAUGCUGAACAGGAGACUAAAAAGGAGGUCCCAGUGGAAACAGGUAAAGGCAAGAAGGCAUCUGUGGUUCCAAAGACUAGCACGGUGUCAGACAGCCCAAACACAGACCAACUAACUGAACCACCAAAUCCUGCUGACAUACAGCCAGGGUCAGAGCAGUAUGAGGAGGCCAGAGCCUCUCUGCUGUACUCCUUCACCCAGCGCUACAGCGAGUACACCGUUCCCUGCUUUGUGUCGGACGGAGACCCUCCAGAGGAAGACCGACAGGCCCAGCCGUCGUGGAGUCCCUUCAAUACUCUGUACUUGAAGCUGCAGUGUCCUGCUGUACAGCCCCCUCUAGUGGUCAUAUCCAACAAUGGACAAAAUGUCAUAGACUUCCAUCAGGUGGCAGUGGGAGAAAAAAUGAUCAAGAGGUUUACAGUUCAGAACAUUUCGAAGGAAUCUUUGGAUCUGAGGUCAUCAGUGCUGGAUAUACGUGGUCCUUUUUUCCUUCUGAAUGCUCUCAGGUGCUUAAGACCCGGAGGAAAACAAACUCUGGUUCUGGCCUUCAGUCCAUCUCUGGAGAAAAAGUACUGUGAGAGUCUGGAGGUGCGUAGCCAGAAGAUGACCCUGGAGAUGACUGUGUGUGGGGAGGGUGUGGUCCCUGCUGUCACCUCCUCCCACCCUGGAGGUCUCCUUGACUUUGGCUAUGUGUUGGAGAAGGAGAGCACCUCACAUGUCCUAAAGCUACAGAACAGCUCAGCGGUGGCAGUGGGUUUCAGGGUGCUGCUGGCCAGCCUUUGUCCCUCACAGCCUCAGGGUGGAGCUGACAGGGUGGCCUUCCUGCUGGGCAGUUACACAGACUCUCAGGUCCAGCCUACUGUGGGAACCCAGAACUACAGUGGGCUGAGUGUGUUCAGUGUGGUGCCAGUAGAGGGCAGCAUUGGUCCAGGACAGAGCCAGGACAUCACUGUCACCUUUCAGCCUGACCACCCGGCUGUCAACUAUUCUGACAGACUGACCAUAGAGCUCACAAAUAAGAGUAAAGUGUGUGUGGUGGAUCUGAGGGGGGCAGCUUCUUCACAUAACAUGUAUCUAUUUGGAGGAGACCGGCUGACUGUGCCGAUUGAAUCUCUCCUCCCUCCACUGAUAACCGGUCAACCUCCGCUUACAGCAGAGUCAGAGGUGAUGGAGAAGCCCACCAUCCCUGUGCUGGUGACCCUGCGGGCCAGCUACAGCGCAGGAGUCGUCACACCUGCAGUGAGGGAGCUGCAGGUGGGCUGCAUCAGCUCCACACAGCCCAGUAAGAAGAGUGGUGAGUUUUACUGGGAUAGCGCUGCAUCUCUGCAGCAGCACGGCUUCAGUGUGGAGCCCACCAAGGGCACUGUGGAGACAGGCCACAGACGCACCCUCACUGUCACGUGGACACCCCACUGUGGAUACAAACCCUAUGAGGUGGUGCAGACAUGUGUUCCUCUUACCUUGAAGGGGGAUGAGACGAAUGUUUACAGAGUCACCCUGUUGGCUUUGGUCUCCACCACUACUGACUGACAUCUACAGUACCUGGAUUCCGGCCAGUGUGAAAGCUGCUCACACACACACUGGCACAAUCCAUACAGACAUGUGACACACCGUGCAUUUAUGUGGCCAACAUUAAUACAUGAAUUGGUUAUUUCUGAAUUGAAUUGAAUUAUUAAAGGUGCAAUUAAUUGAG